GGAGGCGGCGACAGCGGUUCCGCUCCCUGCUCCAGCAGCCAGAGCCGGGCACAACGCUCGCAAUCAGCAUCCAGGAUGGGCAGCAGAGUCACUUUCUUUGAGGUGGAAAUCCUCGACUGGAAGACAAAGCAACAGCUGUGCUUUCUGGAUAAGGUGGAACCACAUGCCACGAUUGGUGAUAUCAGAUUGAUGUUCCAUAAAUCUUAUCCCCAGUGGUAUCCUGCAAGGCAGUCAAUAAGACUUGACCCCAAAGGAAAAUCCUUGAGAGAUGAGGAAAUCCUGCAGCAUCUCCCAGUUGGCACAACCGCUACACUAUAUUUUAAAGAUUUAGGGCCACAAAUAGGAUGGACUAUGGUAUUUUUGACAGAAUAUGCAGGUCCAUUGUUCAUCUAUUUUCUGUUUUAUUUUCGCAUGCCUUUUGUCUAUGGCCUGGAUGACAAGCUUACAUCAAACCCACAUCCAGUGGUUAACUUGGCAUGUAUCUGCCAUUCUUUCCACUACAUCAAAAGGUUGAUUGAAACAAUAUUUGUUCAUCGGUUCUCCCAUGGGACUAUGCCACUGAGGAGUAUUAUUAAGAACUGCUUCUAUUACUGGGGAUUUGCAGCUUGGAUUGCUUAUUACAUCAAUCAUCCUCUUUAUACACCUCCUUCCUAUGGACAAAAACAGAUAAAUUUUGCUGUGAUCAUGUUUCUGAUAUGUGAAGCUGGAAAUUUCUCUAUCCAUGUUGCACUCAGUGACCUGAGAAGAGAUGGAUCCAAGAUCCGUAAGAUCCCUUAUCCAACAAAGAAUCCUUUCACAUGGCUGUUUUUCUUUGUAACCUGUCCUAACUAUACGUACGAGGUGGGGGCAUGGAUCAGCUUCACCAUCAUGACUCAGUGUGUCCCGGUGGGAUUGUUCACAUUUCUUUGCUUCAUUCAGAUGACAGUUUGGGCAAAGGAUAAACACUACACCUACGUACGAGAAUUCAAGGAUUAUCCAAGUCUUAGGAUGCCAAUUAUUCCUUUCUUACUGUAAGAAGAAAGAACUGCUUGAAUACCUGAGUGGAACUACAGGAGGACAAAGCUAAUGGUCUCUUUUUACUGAGAAACCUGCUGGCAAAUGAGAUAAUUCAUUUAGAUAACUAAACCAGGGUGGUUCUGCUGCAUGGACUCUCCAUUGCUGUGGGAAAUUCUAUACAAUUGGAAGCUACAUCUCCCUAAUAUUUCUAAAUUUUCAGAAAGUCAUAUUAGUUGCCAUGACUUAAUUGCUUCAUUGGCAGCCAAGGGCCUUUAAGGCUCACUAUUGGCUUAGAUCCUUUCAAUUAGUGACAGUUGUAGCUUCCUGUACUGGCCUGGUUGGUUUUGUGGAUCACCAUGAAGCCUUGCCACCGGGAAGCUCCAACUUGUGGAACAGCAUUCCACAGAUGUGCUGAUUGACCACAGAUUUCUGGAGUCAUCAUCAGGUCAGCUGAUUCAAAGGUAGAUGCGUGUGCUGCCUUCCCUUGCUGGAGAGAAAGUGCUAUGGGGACAGGUGCUUCAUGGGGAAAUGAAGGAGUUACAAAGGAGGGAAAUAGGAGUACUCAGAAUAAAGAGGUGAGCAAUAACUCAGAUGCCUGAGUUGGCCCGAACACAUACUUUGAUGAGUCAACCUUAAAUCACAAGUCAUUACGAAUAGAACAUCCCCUGUUAGGAAAACUCCUUUAUCAAUAAAUUGCUCACCAGCUAGUUGACUGGAUUUUGAAGAUGUUGUAUCUUCUGUAGCUGUGAUACUUGGCCUGUUUUCAUAAAACAAGUCAUUAUGAUACCAAAAAACUUUUAUCUAGAGGUUUUAUGUUAGUGUUUUCUGAAGAGGUUUUUAAUGUACUUUGUAAACAAAUGCACUAACCUACAGUCCUCAAAAUGAUACUUCUGUCCCUGUUUGCAAAGCAGGGAGAAGGAAUCAGUUACGUAGUGAACCUUCUAUGUUUUGUUUUCCACAAGGUGUUCAGUUUAACUUGGAAGGUUUUCUAUAAAUCUAUUCAAGAAACUACUGCAAAACCUGUCUUAAUGACUUUUUUAAGAACCUAUUUUAGAAUGUAUCUACAAAGAGAAAACAUAUAUAAUGUUUUUUCAUGAUGAUUUAUUUGCCUAGAAUUGACUUAUAGAAAGAUUUUUGCAACUAUUUGUAAAGAUAAAAUAUGCAAUAAAUUCAAGCCUACAUUUUGAA
This is a messenger RNA of Mauremys reevesii (Reeves's turtle), 2184 nucleotides long. Its product is annotated as very-long-chain enoyl-CoA reductase-like. The transcript is spliced from 13 exons. Bases 76 to 1014 code for a protein of 312 amino acids. The record is from RefSeq and is a predicted model, not a curated record. Gene Ontology annotation, biological process: very long-chain fatty acid biosynthetic process. Lineage: Eukaryota; Metazoa; Chordata; Testudines; Geoemydidae. Gene Ontology annotation, molecular function: oxidoreductase activity, acting on the CH-CH group of donors.